CUUCUCAAACUAGAGGACCAUUAGAUGUUUAGAUUGGGAGUCUAAUUUUAGUAUGUGUAUUUCCUUUUCUCAAGGUAUUCGCCAUUACAUAAUGUCAGAAGACCAUGGGAACAGCACCCGGAUCAACUUUGCCAAUACCCACCUACCAUGCUGUUGACUGCCGAUCAUGAUGACCGAGUAGUGCCACUGCACACAUUGAAAUAUUUGGCGACAAUGCAAUAUGUUCUGUGCACGAGCUUGGAGAAUAGCCCUCAGACCAACCCAAUUAUUGGUCGCAUCGAGUGUAAAGCUGGACAUGGAGCAGGACGUCCAACACAGAAAAUUAUCGAUGAAGCAGCGGAUCGAUACGGCUUCAUGGCAAAGAUGUUAGGUGCUUCUUGGAUUGAGUAGCUGAUGUUGUUGCCACGCAAAACGAAGUUGUUAUUGUUUAGUAAAUAAUUAAAUGUCUAAAUUGGACGAAUCAACAACUUUUUAUUUAUUUAUUUUUCUCUAUAUUCUUAUU
Molecule: messenger RNA, 502 nt
Organism: Pistacia vera
Lineage: Eukaryota; Viridiplantae; Streptophyta; Magnoliopsida; Sapindales; Anacardiaceae
Product: prolyl endopeptidase-like
Exons: 3
Coding region: 148-390 (80 amino acids)
Biological process (GO): proteolysis
Cellular component (GO): cytosol
Molecular function (GO): serine-type peptidase activity; oligopeptidase activity
Source: RefSeq, a predicted model, not a curated record